GUCUACACCUACACGUGAUGCAACAUCCCUGUGAGCUUUUCACGGCUACACAAGCUCCUCUGUGUCUUAUUUACAGACCUUUAGAUAAAGAAGCUGUAAGCAGCUGAGGACAUGGAGCCUUUAAUGGAUUUAGGUUUUUCUCUCUUCUCCAGUCCUACCACUGUGGUGGGAGUAGCUGUGCUUUUGAUGAUCCUUUAUUUGGUUUCUGUCGGUUCCUCCUCCAGCGAAGCAGGUAAAGAGCCUCCAGGACCGAAGCCUCUGCCUCUGCUUGGCAACCUGCUGCAACUUGAUCUCCAGAGACCCUACAAAACCCUGUGUCAGCUUUCCAAGAAAUAUGGAUCUGUAUUCACAGUUUAUUUUGGGCCAAAAAAAGUGGUUGUCCUGUCUGGGUACAGGACAGUUAAAGAGGCUUUAGUCAGAUACGCUGAUGAAUUUGGAGAAAGAGAGGUUUCACCUAUAUUUGAUGAUCUAAACAAUGGUCAUGCUCUACAAUAUGUUUCCCCGGCUGGUCAGAUGGAUAAAAAAACGUCAUGUGAUUCUAGAAAAUGCUAAAAUGACAGUCAGCGAUGUGAAAGAUUUAAUCCAGAAACUGAAGGAGACGCUGAACCUUCAGACAUGCAGAGGACUGGUGGACUGUUUUCUGAUUCGGAAGCAGAAAGAAGAGGACUCUUGUGUAAAAGACACUCAGUUCACAGAGGAGAACCUGAUAUUUACAGUAUCCAAUCUGUUUUCUGCUGGAACUGACACCACAGCUGCAACAUUGAGGUGGGGUUUGCUGCUCAUGGCCAAAUAUCCACAAAUUCAGGACCUGGUGCAAGAAGAGCUGGCCAGGGUGGUCGGAGGCCGUGAAGUCCAAGUGGAAGACCGUAAAAACCUGCCAUACACUGAUGCUGUCAUCCACGAGAUACAGAGGCUGGCUAACAUUGUCCCCAUGGCCGUACCACACAAAACCAGUCGAGACGUCACCUUUCAGGGAUACUUCAUUAAAGAGGGAACAACUGUGUUUCCCCUGCUUACGUCUGUUCUGAAUGAUGAGAGUGAAUGGGAAAGCCCUCACUCCUUCAACCCUUCUCACUUCUUGAACAAGGAGGGCAAAUUCAUCAAGAGAGAUGCCUUCUUACCAUUUUCUGCAGGUCGCAGGGUGUGUCUUGGGGAGGGUCUGGCUAAGAUGGAGCUCUUCCUCUUGUUCAGCUCCCUGCUUCAGCGUUUUCGUUUCAAGCCUCCACCUGGAGUUACUGAAGAUGAGCUGGAUUUGACUCCAGCGGUGGGCUUCACCAUCCCACCUUCUCCUCAUAAGCUCUGUGCCAUCAGUCGGCAGUAAAUAAGGAAGCAUAACAUGAUUGUUCCUCUGUCUAUCAGUGGCCUAAUGUGCUUUACUAAACUUAAACCUUAAUUUUAUGUCUCAUUGUUCAAACAGCUUGACAAAGAUUGACAUUUUUAGUGCACACUCCUUUCACACCUCGCCACUAUUGCUCUUCUUAAGCCGUGUAACUGCAAAAAGUAAGUCUUACUAAAACAAGAAUUGUUUCGAAACUACUAAAGACUUUUAGAAAUGAAAUAAUAGUCCAGCUGUACACAAUGCAUAUUAAAUAAAUGUUUCCCUUCAUCAUGCCACAUAGGGGAAAUUUGUCUUUGCCUUCAAUCUUUCUCUUAGGGAGCAAUGUGCUGCAAGCACUUAGUGGCGUAUAGGGAGCAAUCUACGGUUAAGGGUCUUACUCAGACAACCAGAGUGACAGACUGAGUUUUGAAUAGUCGACCUUUGGGCCUUAUCAGACACAAACACCUGGCUCUUCAUGCACUAGGCUACCACUCCCAUAUGGGAUAUUGUGCAAAUCUUUGCAAACACAACAUUCAAGGUCUUUUUAAUGAUUUCAGCUGUCAAAGAAAACAUUUCCAUGCAGCAGCAGAACAAGCUGCCAAAAAGUAUGAAGAAAACUAUGCAUUCAGUCCAAGAACACAUUACACUGUUUGUUUUAUUGCAAUAACUUCCUAAAAGUUAAGUAAAAUCACUCCAAUCGUUGUAUAUAUGGACAAUUAUGAAACAUUUUUAAAUACUUCUGCUAUUUUCAUUUGUGUGAAUACUCUGUGGCUGUGAAGAGAGAAAAAUAAGUUUGUUAUACAGUAAGGGUUAUUAACCUCUGUUUCCUUCAUACAGUAAAAACAAUUACCCCAAAAUGAUUUUUUUUAUAACAGAGCUUUAAUAAAUAAAGCUAGCACAUA
Molecule: messenger RNA, 2220 nt
Organism: Fundulus heteroclitus (mummichog)
Lineage: Eukaryota; Metazoa; Chordata; Actinopteri; Cyprinodontiformes; Fundulidae
Product: cytochrome P450 2K1
Biological process (GO): xenobiotic metabolic process
Cellular component (GO): cytoplasm; intracellular membrane-bounded organelle
Molecular function (GO): oxidoreductase activity, acting on paired donors, with incorporation or reduction of molecular oxygen, reduced flavin or flavoprotein as one donor, and incorporation of one atom of oxygen; iron ion binding; heme binding
Source: RefSeq, a predicted model, not a curated record